Messenger RNA from Racocetra persica, 865 nucleotides. Lineage: Eukaryota; Fungi; Glomeromycota; Glomeromycetes; Diversisporales; Gigasporaceae. The record is from the annotation of a GenBank genome assembly.
AUGGAAUCAACAUCGACACCACCAAUACCUCGAACUAAUGGCAUCUCUUAUUUUGGAAGUAUUGCUCUUCUAGUUUCAUCUAUAACGGGACCCGGACUUGUAACUAUUCCCAUAUUGUUUCAAGAUGCUGGCUGGUUUGUUUGUGCUUCCUCGUUAUUAUUAUGUGAAACUGCGAGUUCAAUUAAAGGAAAUGAAAAAUUUCAACGUCAAAUUGAAUUUUCUUACCUCACCGCAAUUCUCGUGUCAGAUAAACGAAAACGAUUCCUUAUUCAAUUAAGCCUCUUUAUUUCACUUCAAUCCGUUAACAUUGCUUCAAUACUAUUAUCAUCACAUUCAUUGGAUACGUUAUUGAUAUCACUAUUUGGAAAGACGUGUGGACUAGGAAUAUAUCCUCAAAGUGGUAUUUACUGUGUGUACGAACAAGGUGAUUAUGCUAGCCCUUUUGGAACGAACUACAUGGUAGCAACUUUUGGAUUCAUGCAUGGCUUGACACCAUCAUACAUCCCAAAUUUUGGCGACGACAUGAGUCAAGUAGUUGGGACUGUUCUAUUCAAUUAUGCCUUUAUUGUAACAGUCCCAAGUUGGGUAAAUGAUUUGGACCCUAAAGUUCCUAUACGAAGAUCUGUUUUUUGUUCUAUCUUGAUUUCGACUUCAGUUUACAUUUUACUUGGACUCAUUGGUGGAAUGGCAUUUCAAAUAGAUAAAAAUUCUGAUAUUAUAACUGUAAUUAAUCAAUCAGAUCAAAAAAAUUGGUUAACCAUUGCUAGUACUUAUAUCUUUCCAGUUGCAGUAUUAGUAACUAGUAUUCCAAUAUAUACAAUUGUCGUCCGAUACAAUUUAAUUCGAUCGGGACACUGUAAGAAAG